Lipotes vexillifer (Yangtze River dolphin) is the source of this 2457-nucleotide messenger RNA. RefSeq names its product ArfGAP with coiled-coil, ankyrin repeat and PH domains 2 (gene ACAP2). NCBI's taxonomy places the organism in Eukaryota, Metazoa, Chordata, Mammalia, Artiodactyla, Lipotidae. Gene Ontology annotation, molecular function: GTPase activator activity; protein binding. The transcript is spliced from 26 exons. The record is from RefSeq and is a predicted model, not a curated record. The coding region runs from base 115 to 2457 and encodes 780 amino acids. Gene Ontology annotation, cellular component: cytoplasm; endosome membrane.
UUCGAGGAGUGUCUGAAGGACUCGCCCCGCUUCAGGGCUGCUUUGGAAGAAGUAGAAGGAGAUGUGGCAGAAUUGGAACUGAAACUUGAUAAGCUUGUGAAGCUAUGUAUUGCAAUGAUUGAUACUGGAAAAGCCUUUUGUGUUGCAAAUAAACAGUUCAUGAAUGGGAUUCGAGACCUGGCACAGUAUUCUAGCAAUGAUGCUGUAGUUGAGACAAGUUUGACCAAAUUUUCUGACAGUCUUCAAGAAAUGAUAAAUUUUCACACAAUCCUAUUUGACCAAACUCAGAGAUCGAUUAAGGCACAGCUUCAGAACUUUGUCAAAGAAGAUCUUAGAAAAUUCAAAGAUGCCAAGAAGCAGUUUGAAAAAGUCAGUGAAGAAAAAGAAAACGCAUUAGUAAAAAAUGCCCAAGUACAGAGAAACAAACAGCAUGAAGUUGAAGAAGCCACAAACAUUCUGACAGCAACAAGAAAAUGUUUUCGACAUAUAGCCCUAGAUUACGUACUUCAGAUUAACGUCCUUCAAUCAAAAAGGAGAUCAGAAAUCCUGAAAUCAAUGUUAUCCUUUAUGUAUGCCCAUUUGGCCUUCUUUCAUCAAGGAUAUGAUCUGUUUAGUGAACUUGGGCCCUACAUGAAGGAUCUUGGUGCACAGUUGGAUCGACUGGUUGUGGAUGCAGCAAAGGAGAAAAGAGAAAUGGAGCAAAAACAUUCCACCAUUCAACAAAAGGCUGCAUUACAGGAUUUCUCCAGUGAUGAUUCUAAGCUAGAAUAUAAUGUAGAUGCUGCAAAUGGCAUUGUUAUGGAAGGUUAUCUGUUCAAACGAGCCAGCAAUGCCUUCAAAACUUGGAACAGGAAAAAGCCCGAUCAUAUCAGACGCUGGUUUUCAAUACAGAAUAAUCAGUUGGUUUACCAGAAAAAGUUUAAGGAUAAUCCCACUGUGGUGGUAGAAGAUCUAAGGCUCUGUACAGUGAAACAUUGUGAGGACAUAGAACGACGAUUCUGCUUUGAGGUGGUCUCUCCAACAAAAAGUUGUAUGCUUCAGGCAGAUUCUGAAAAGCUGCGCCAGGCAUGGAUUAAGGCUGUUCAGACCAGUAUUGCUACUGCUUAUAGAGAGAAGGGUGAUGAAUCAGAGAAGCUGGAUAAGAAAUCAUCUCCAUCCACGGGAAGCCUGGAUUCUGGAAAUGAGUCAAAAGAUAAAUUAUUGAAAGGAGAAAGUGCAUUGCAGCGAGUCCAGUGUAUUCCUGGCAAUGCCAGCUGUUGUGACUGUGGUCUGGCAGACCCACGGUGGGCCAGCAUCAACCUGGGCAUCACCCUGUGUAUCGAGUGUUCUGGGAUUCACCGGAGUCUUGGAGUUCAUUUUUCAAAAGUACGAUCUUUAACUUUAGACACCUGGGAGCCUGAACUUUUAAAGCUUAUGUGUGAGUUGGGGAAUGAUGUUAUGAAUAGAGUUUAUGAAGCUAAUGUGGAAAAAAUGGGAAUAAAGAAACCGCAACCAGGACAAAGACAGGAGAAAGAGGCGUAUAUCAGAGCAAAAUACGUGGAGAGAAAAUUUGUGGAUAAAUAUUCUAUAUCAUCAUCACCUCCUGAGCAGGAAAAAAAGAUUGUCUCCAAAAGUUGUGAAGAAAAGAGGCUGAGCAUUUCUAAACUUGGGCCAAGUGAACAAGUUAGAGCAUCUCCCCAAAGUUCAGUGAUUGCUGUAAAUAGCGACGAGGCCAGGAGGGAGUCUCUGUUCUGUCCUGAUGAACUAGAUUCACUCUUCUCCUACUUUGAUACUUCUUCAAAACUACGUAGUAUCAAAAGUAAUGACAGUGGAAUCCAGCAGAGCUCUGAUGAUGGAAGAGAAUCUUUACCUUCCACAGUGUCAGCCAAUAGUUUAUAUGAGCCGGAGACAGAAAGGCAGGAUUCUUCUGUGUUUCUCGACUCUCAACAUCUUAAUCCAGGACUCCAGCUUUAUAGGGCUUCGUAUGAAAAAAAUCUUCCUAAAAUGGCUGAAGCUUUGGCUCAUGGCGCAGAUGUGAACUGGGCUAAUUCUGAGGAAAACAAAGCAACACCACUUAUUCAGGCUGUAUUAGGGGGCUCUUUGGUGACAUGCGAGUUUCUCCUUCAGAAUGGUGCUAAUGUGAACCAGAGAGAUGUGCAAGGGCGGGGACCACUGCACCAUGCCACUGUCUUAGGGCACACAGGGCAGGUAUGUUUAUUCCUAAAACGAGGUGCCAAUCAACAUGCCACUGAUGAAGAAGGGAAGGACCCUUUGAGUAUAGCUGUGGAAGCAGCCAAUGCUGAUAUAGUGACCUUGUUACGUUUAGCGAGAAUGAAUGAAGAGAUGCGGGAAUCAGAAGGACUUUAUGGACAGCCAGGUGAUGAAACUUACCAGGAUAUUUUUCGUGAUUUCUCCCAAAUGGCAUCCAAUAAUCCAGAGAAACUAAAUCGUUUCCAGCAAGAUUCACAGAAAUUUUGA